This is a messenger RNA of Arachis stenosperma, 8446 nucleotides long. RefSeq names its product putative pentatricopeptide repeat-containing protein At1g12700, mitochondrial. Gene Ontology annotation, molecular function: protein binding. Lineage: Eukaryota; Viridiplantae; Streptophyta; Magnoliopsida; Fabales; Fabaceae. The coding region runs from base 590 to 2197 and encodes 535 amino acids. The record is from RefSeq and is a predicted model, not a curated record. The transcript has 10 exons.
CAGACCCCGGUUUUCCCCCAACGUGCACUCCCUGAGAGCGAGACCUGAAGCAAAUUGAAAGUGCAAAACCUACCUGAAGCAAAUUGAAAGUGCAAAACCCUAGCCGCUCAUUUCCGCCGCCGUCCCAAGCUCCUCAGCACCGCCGCCGUCCCAAGCUCCUCAGCGCCGCCGCCGUCCCCAGGUCCUCAGCGCCGUCGCUUCUUCCUCUUCCCCGUUUUGCAGAACCCAGAUAGCUCAGCACGUCUGUCUUCAUCUUCGUUGGCUUCUCUGUUCGUGGCUUGGAGUAGCUCGCCGUCGGGUCGCCACUUGCCGUCGGGUCGCCACUUGCCAUCGUCUCGCCUAUCGCCUCCUCUCGCCGGUUGCCGUCCGUCGAAGUUCGAUUUUGCAACUCUUCUCAGUUCUCUCUUUUCCGUGUUCUGCUUCUGCUUUCGCUUUCGAUUUCACCAUUGCUGCGUCCGCCACUUUGCCUCUGCUUCUGCUGUUCUCGCUUUAAGGUAGCUAAACGGUUUCAGGCAAUACUGAUAAUCAUAGAGUGGAGAAUUGUGUUUUGUGAAGUAUCAUCAGUUUUUAUGUUAAGAGGAUAUGUUGUAUGCAACGAGGUAUGCACCUUAAACUCCAUCGCUUUCUUCUGCCAUCAUUGAACUUACUUGCUUUUAUGCCAUAUGCCCACCGUACAAGGCUAUGUCUUCUUCAUUCACAACCGCUUCCAUCACGAGACGCUUACAAAUUUGAUAAUGUUGAAGAUGCUGUAGCUUUAUUUAAUUGCAAGGUUGAUAUGCAUCCGCAGCCAUCGAUUGUGGAAUUGACCAAAAUCUUGGGAACGAUUGUAAAGAUGAAGUAUUAUGCCACGGCUAUUCAUCUUUAUACCCAUAUGGAGUCAAAGGGCAUCCUACCAUUUAGUGUUACUUUGAACAUCAUGAUCAAUUGUUAUGGCCAUGCAGGUCAGAUGGGUUUUGCACUCUCGGUAAUGAGCAAGUUUGUUAAGUGGGGUUUUAAGCCAAGUGCUGUAACUUUUACUACACUAAUGAAGGGGUUGUGUCUUAAUGGUAAGAUUUUGGAUGCACUCUACAUUUAUGGUAAAAUAGUUGCAAAAGGAUUUUGGUUUGAUGAAGUUAUGUACGGAACCUUAAUCAAUGGACUGUGCAAGUCUGGAGAAACAAGAGUUGCUCUUCAAAGGCUUUGGAAAAUGGAGGGUCAGUUUGUUAAGCCGAAUCUUGUAAUGUACAAUAUUGUUGUUGAUGGUUUGUGCAAAGAUGGACUUUUGAAUGAUGCACUGGAUUUAUAUUUUAAUAUGCUUGGUCGAGGAAUUUCCCCUGAUAUUGUUACUUACACUUCAUUAAUAUAUGGUUUUUGUCAUGCGGGCCAAUGGAAAGAAGCUGGAUUAUUGCUGAAUGAGAUUUUUGUUAAAGACAUCAGCCUAGAUGUGUAUACCUUUAACAUAAUAAUUGAUGCAUUAUGCAAAGAAGAGAUGCUAUUACAAGCCCACGAUUUGUGCGAUGUGAUGAUUCUAAGGGGCCAACAACCAAACAUUAUUACUUACACAAUUUUGAUGAAUGGAUAUUGUUUGAACAAUAAAGUUGAUGAGGCAAGAAACUUAUUUGAUAUGGUAAUUGAAAGGGGUGUUGUGCCUGAUGUUUGGAGUUAUAACAUCUUGAUUAAAGGUUAUUGCAAGAUUAACAGAGUGGAUGAGGCCAUGAAUUUGAUGAAAGAUAUGUUUCGUAAGAACAUAGUUCCAAACAUUGUAACUUACAAUACUCUAGUUGAUGGCUUGUGCAAAGCUGGUAGAAUCUCGUCUGCAAGGGAGAUUGUUAAUGAAAUGCAUUAUUGCGGUCAACCAUUCCCUAAUGUAACCACUUAUAAUAUCAUUUUAGAUUUCGUGUGCAAAAACCAGCAUCUUGAUGAGGCAAUUAGAUUAUUUAAAAGUCUCAUCUUUGAAAGACGUUUUAUUCCAAAUGUUUGGAGUUACAAUAUCUUGAUUAGUGGUUAUUGCAAGAAUAAAAGAUUAGAUGGAGCCAUGAAUCUUUUACAAGAUAUGUUCAAGAAUUUGGAUCCAAAUAUUGAAACUUACAAUAUAUUGUUACACGCGUUAUGCGACAGACAGCAACUUGGCAAGGCAGUUAUACUAUUAAACCAAAUUAUUGAUGAUGAUAUUUGUCCUAAUUUGUACACAUACAAAAUACUUGUACAUGGUUUAUAGAACUCUGGAAGAGUAAAAUAAUGCACAGAAGAUUUUUCAAUCAUUUUUUCAUCAGAGAAAAUCAUGCAGAUAUCAAAAACAUAAUCGAUCAUCUUUGAAAAGGUGGAUCAUCAGAAUAGGGAAGCCCUUGAUUUUACAAUGGGAAGACAAUUAAAACCUCUAGUGCUGUCACUUCUAGAGAAAAGAAAAACGAUGAGGCACAAAUUUUUCUGGAAAUGAUCAUUAGAUGCAUGGCAAGCAAUAAGAUACCUAGGGAUUGGAAAAGUGGCGGCAUAUAGUUCUUUCGACCACAACAUUUUUGUUCAGGAGGCAGUGAUGGAGACUUUACCUGGCAUAACAAAGUACUCUGAUUCAUCCUUUAUGCUUUCUCUCACAUCAUUGGUGCGCAAACUGAGUACACAAGAGACAGAAACAACUUACUUCGGCAAAAGAAAUCCCAGGAAUGCUGAUUUUGUUGGCAAUGUGGAUUGUAUGUGGCAAACAUGUAUCAGAAACUGUGCAGCUCGGCAGCGGCACCAACUCUUCGAAAACCUUCUCCACCGGUUCCCACAAAAAUGCUUGUUGCGUUCAACAAAUUAACGGCAUUGCCAAGUGAAGGUAACAUAUAAAAAUUCUCACACCCUUCUAGCAAACCAGCCUCUUGAUGUGGAAAUUGAUGCUGAAUUAAUUGAAUCUGAUAACCAGAAUCAUUGUAACGAGCAAAGGUUUGGGGUUUAUGUGAUUCUUGGUGCAUUUUGUGGGGUUGUGAUUACCAUGACAACAACAUUCUGCUGAAGCAGUAUUUUUUGCAAUGUCCAUCACUCGGAUCAUGUGACCUUGUGCCUCUAAAAGGAACCCAACGAAAUGGAGUUGUGAUGUUAUGGAAUCCAUUUUUGUUUUGGUUGAUAUCGUAACUAGAUUUAGUCCAUUGAAUUUGGGUGGGUUUAAUUUGUUUACUUGUGUGACAUCUAUAACUAACAUUCCUUUCUUGGUAUGUGUGUCUGCUUUGUUGUUCACCACACUUUAUCAAUUUAUAAUUAUAAAGAUGGCUAGCAAAAUAGUAAAACUACAUCCACAAGCUUCGUUGGUGAGACACGUGUUUCUUAUGUUAUUACAAUUCUGUCCUACAUAUACAUUGUUAUUUACAACCUCUGUCCUUUUUGUAUCUUUCUUUUAACCCAUUUGAAGCUGAAAAGGUGAGGGAACUACUUAUUUCUGGAAUUCUCUCCUGCAAUGUUUUGAACUGUUGCAAGGUCCCUUUUUGUCUACUGGAUCGAAGGCAGAGGUGGCUUUAGCAAUCCCCAAAUCACUCUUUCGAGUUCAAAUGCUGCUUUGUGAUUGGUUUCGUGGUAUAAACAUGGGAUUGCCGAGUAAUUAUCUUGCAGGUCAGAGUGAUUCCGGAGCAAGAUACUAUCCCAGAAGAGGUUGCAACCACCGACUAAGAGGGAUUUACAGCGACGAGGGUCAUACUGAAAAGCCAACCGAUGUGGACGGUGGAAGAAGUCAGGAACAGAUCUGAGAUCAACGUUAGUCUCCUGCUAACAGGAAAUGAUGUCAGGCUCACCUUUCCGAAGCAGUGCGAGCUGAGUCAUUUUGAGCAUACUUUCCAAUAUUGGACAAAUUCACUUUCAUUGUGAAGGGGACUCUUUUUACAAAUCUUUCAGCUUAUUUUACGAAAUGGGAGAAUAGGAGUUGAGGGCUGACAAGGAAAAAUUCCGAGUUCAUAAUGAUGAUGAGGUAAGGGCAUUGUUCAUGCUGCUCUCCAAUCCAAGCAAUUGUGUGUUCAGAACUUCAGAUAGUGAAGGAGACAUGGGGGUUUCAAGUGGGAGACAUGCAAGGCACUAUACCCGUUACACUUGGGCUCUCAAGACAGCAUUCUUUCCUCAGGAAGUUUGAAUUUAAAUAUUUGUAAAUGAUCAAAGUAUUUGGUGGUCUGCCGUGAGUUUAAAAUCUUGCUAUGGAUUAAUUUCACUUUUUUUUUUUAAUUCUUUCCUUAUUUUGAUUAAUAAUUUCUUUUCAAUGUUUUAGCUUUAUAUGUCAAAUCAGAAAUUUAUUUAAUUUAUUUAUUUGUUUUUUUUUACCUUAAGAUAUUUUUCUAAUUUUCACUUAGUUCUUUUGUAUGUGGAGUCUCCCUCCUUUUGCAGUAUGAUGAUAAUUCUCCCCCUUUUAGUUAUUUGAGUAACAUUAUGAUGAAUUUAUGAUAAUUUAGUCCUUGAAAUUUCUGUGUGGAUUUCAUAUUGGGGUAUGUUGGUUAAAGUGGAUUACCUGCUAGAAGAGAAUGCAAGAUACAAGAGGCUGCAACAACAGACAUGCAUCUAUAUUUAUAUAUCUAUGUAAACAUACAUGCAUAUAUUAUAUUGUUACUCAUUUAGAUCAAGUUUUUGUUCUUCGCACUUUAAUUACAAGUGAUUUUGUUUGUUUAUGUUUGCUUUAAUAGUCAUCUUACUAUCUCUUUUGCGAAUCACUUUUUAACACUGUUGAUUCGUUGCUUUUCUGUUUCUGUGAUUCUUUUAUUAGUCUUUCUGCCCCUCUCUUUUUUUUUUUGUAUGUUCUCAUUAUUUUCCUUAUCUUCCCUUUUAGUGAUUUGAUAAACCCCAAUUAAAUUUUGCUAAGAAUAUGUUUUAAACUUAAGUUCAAUUUCUAAUUGGUUUCGUUGAGACUAUUACUACUUCUCAUACUUGAAUUUUACGUUUUGUAUUGCUUUGUGAUACAUUCCAUUAUCACAAAUGCAUAAUCACCAGGACAAAUUCACUUUCAUUGUUGAAGGGGACUCUUUACAAAUCUUUCAGCUUAUUUUACGAAAUGGGAAAAUAGGAGUUGAGGGCUGACAAGGAAAAAUUCCGAGUAAGUUAAAUUGGACCCAUAAUUUUUAAAUAUUCUUUUAUUCUUUUUUAAUAUGAAUAUUUUUAUUUUAGUUCUUAUAAAAUUUUUGUUUAGUUUUGAUCCACUUAUUAUUAUUAUUAUUAUUAUUAUUAUUAUUAUUAAAUCCUUUUUCGAGUUAAACUCUAACUAGAUCUUUGAAAUUCACUAUUUACACUAAAAGGGUCCUCAUUCUAGUUGCACCAUAAACAUUUCCAAGAUUAUAAAAAUUUCAUCAUGUUGGUCUCCAUCUUUUUUCGGUUGUAUUACUUGUGACGCAGAAAGUAAUCAAACACAUAGUGCUCGACUAGACCAAAUAAUAUUGCUUUAGUUUCGAUCCUAAAUGUUUGAUAAAAUGAUAUUAUUUAACUUUAAUGAACUACAAAAUGCCUUAUUCCUCACCAAAAAAAUUAUAUGACCAUCAAGGUUAAAUAACAUCAUCUCAUCAAAUAUUUAGUGCUAAAACUAAAACGACGUCAUUUCGAAUAACUCGACAUAACGAGUAGCUUGACAAAAAGAAAGUGAGGAUUAAUGUAUUGUAAUUUUUUAAUCUCGAAGAUAUUUACAAUGCAAUUAAAAUUUCAAAAAUCUUUUCGAUGCAAGUGGCUAUUGACCACUUUAAAAUUUAACUCCCUUUGUCACAAAUUUAAUGUGAACCGUGAUAUUUAUAAAGGAGAAUUGACUCAAAACAAAAAUGUUUUUAAUAAAAAAUAUAAAUUAAUUUCGUUAGACUAAACAUAUAUUUAGUAUUUUAUACAAAUGAAAAUUUAACCUAACAAGAGCUAAACUUGAAAUAGUGCCAAACAAAUGAAAAAGACUUGUGCCAAAAGUAAUUUUUGAAGGAGCAAAUUAUAAAUCUCUCCCUCAACUCAGUCAACUGUAAUGUUAAUUCCAUUUUCAACUAUUUAUUUGUUGUUGUGGUCUUGUGGAUGACGCACCCUUGACUCCUCGUGGAAUUUGUUCGUUUGAAUGCCUUCGCUGUUAAAAAGUCACAUGUAGCGUGCUAUUUUUUUUAAGAGUAUAUAUUGAGAUAAGCCUCAAUGUAGUCUCUAAAGUUGCACUCGAGUCUCAUAGUAGUCCCUGAACUUAAAAGUUCCCCAUAUUCAUCCCUGAAGUUGCACUCUGGGACUCAGACUUGUCAUUCCGGCACAUUCUGUCCACCUGGCGUUACCGGAAAGCUGAGUUGGCAUCCUUCGUGACACGUGGGCAUUACAACGGUUAGCUGAUGUGGCAGAGUAAACUGUCCCGAAUCAAUUUGGUCCCUCAAUUCAAGUUAAAACCCUAAUUCCUAAUUUUGAAGCCCACGGUGCUCACUCUCUUCUUUUCUCUUCUGUUCUCUAUUCUUGUCUUCUCCAUCUUUAAAGUCCGACGGUUAUGGCAAGCACGAGUAAUGCAAUUCGGAGUAUUCAGUUUCAAUUUUUUGACUUCAGUCAUAUUCUUUUGACAAGUAGAACAUGUUGUCACCAGAUAUUUUUUGAGCAAUUAGUAUUUAAUGUGUUUGUUCAUUUGUGUUAUGGUGGUUGAGACAUCCACUAGUUCUUGAAAGAAAACACAAUAAUCAUGCUAUAGUUGUUUCUGGCAUUGUUUAUACUUGGUAGAAUCUUGGGGAAGCAAAAUCAAUGCUCUAAAGGAACAUUCUAUAUGAACAAAAAAAUGAAUAUCAAGAUAUUUACAAAUGUACAAAAGUGAAAAGAAGGAGCAUUAUUCACAGUCACAACAAUGUGGAACAAGAAUGUACUAUUUACAAUGUUGGCAGAAUCCUAAACAAGAAUCUGAGACUUGGCGGCAUCGCGAGAGCAUUUAGUCCUGCCACUCUUGCUCAGUGCACAAGAACAUGUCUCAAGAAUCUCAAGGUCCUCUUCCCAGCACAACAUGGCUGCUGUCACAGAAUUCUUUAAGAACAUCUUAGAUGUAAGGAAGCCGGAUAAUAUCCAUGUCUGAUAAAGCCGGGCCUGUUUCCCGAUGAACUUGCCAGUGCGAGUGUCAUAGUAUUCCGGCCAUGAAUCAACUGGAAGCCUUUUCUCAGCCAAAGCAACUGCAUCCUCAGCAAGUUCAGUUCUCCCCAUUUUGAUCCAUGCAAGUGUAAACUGAAUGACAAAAAUGAAUCACAUAUUAAACCAAAGGGGAAAGGGUAAAUAAUUAUGAAACGACACCAUUGAAUUUUCAUGGUCAUAAUAUUCCCAUAAAGAAAAAUUUACCUGCCAAAGUGUUUUCUUCAAAAAGCAAGUAGAAAUCCCUUUGUAAUGGAACCCACCCCAUAAUUUUAAUCUUUUCUAAUGGUUGAUUGUCUGAGAAGCAAUGAUGGAUUACAUUGAGAGUGGUGUUGACAUUGUGCAAAUCCAAACUAUCCCUAACUAAACUUUCACAUAUCCUUGCUUUCAUCUCUGAAAAUGGCAACUGAUGCUUUGCUUGGAAUUCUCAUUGAAAACUUGAACACUUUUGUCAAGAAUGAGAUUGCAGCACUUUCUGGUAUUGAUUCACAGAUCCAAGAGCUGUCUGAUAAUCUCGAGGCAAUCCGUGCAUUGUUCCAAGAUGCUACAGAGGAGCAAUUCAAAAGCCAUGCCAUAAAGGACUGGCUGAAAAAGCUUUCCGAUGCCAUGCACGUGCUGGAAGAUAUCUUGGAAGAUUGUUCAAUCGAAUCCAACCAACUUCAAAGUGAAGGGUGGUUAGCCCGCUUCCAACCCAAGACUAUUUUGUUUCGUCAUACUAUCAGCAAGAGGAUGAAAGACAUGGUCAAGAGGUUCCAGCGUAUUGAUGAUGAUAGGAGAAGGUUUCAGCUGCCUUUGGGAGUCAGACAGAGGCAACAAGAAGAUGAUGAUCUGAGGCUAACUGGUUCUGCCAUCCCUGAGCACCAGAUGUAUGGAAGAUUUUCAUUUGAAGCCAUCAUCACGGUAAUGCUUUUGUUUUUGUGCUCUCUAUCCUGAAGAUUUUCGAAUCUCAAUGGAAUAGCUAAUUCAUCUUUGGAUGGCCAAUGGACUAAUUAAAUCCAAAGGGCAUUUGGAGGUUGAAGAUGUUGGUAACCAGCAAUGAGAGGAGCUGCUCCAGAGAUCAUUUUUUCAAGAAGUAUCGAUUGACAAGUAUGGAAACACCACCUUCAAGAUCCAUGACUUAUUCCUUGAUCUUGCCCGCUCCAUAGUGGGAGAAGAGUAUAAAGCUUAUGGUGAGUCUGCAAGCUUGGCCAAUUUGACAAGAAGGGUCCACCAUGUAAGUUACUCUGGCUUGCCCGAGUUAAAUCAGAAUACCUUGAAGAAUAUUGAGUCCUUGAGGACUUUUAUUGAUCUUGAUCCAGCAAUUAGCAAUCCCCUCAUUAGAUAUCCAGCAUUGGUUUUGCGUAAAGUGCAGUUAUGUAAUUCUUUCCGAGCAUUGCGUACGAGAUCUUUUGAACUCUCACUACUGAAAAGUUUAACACAU